Insectozyma verbasci is the source of this 2823-nucleotide messenger RNA. NCBI's taxonomy places the organism in Eukaryota, Fungi, Ascomycota, Pichiomycetes, Serinales, Debaryomycetaceae. The record is from the annotation of a GenBank genome assembly.
AUGUUAAUCAAAGAAAGCGUACCUCAAAAGACAAUAGCACCAAAUUUACUACAAUUAAAAUCAAUCGCUGAUCAGAAUUUUUACUUAAAUUUGUCUACCAUGGCAAUAUCAGUAAAUCCAGAGCUUAUCAUUUUACCUCGUGGUGGUAUCUUGGCUGAAAAUAUGGGAUUAGGUAAAACACUAAUCUGUUUAAGUUUAAUUUGUUUAACAAAAUUUGAAAUUGCAAAAAAGCCAACGGAUACAUUAUUAUAUGAUACUGAAGAUAAAUCAUUAGUUUUAAAAUCAUUAACUGAAAUUUGUCGUGAUGUUAUAUCAGAUAAUUCUUUACCUUGGAAACAAUAUAAUCAAAAUUUACCUGAAUCAGUGGUAAAACUAUUAUCAAAAAGUCCUGGAAAGUUUCAUGUUGUGAUAGAUGAUAAACCAAAAUCAAAAAGAAAUAUAGAGGAUCAUCACUCGAACUCAAGGAUGCUUUAUAUGUGUAGUACAACAUUGAUAGUAGUACCAGAUAAUUUAUUUUCACAAUGGAGUGCAGAAAUGAAGAAACAUUUGAAACAAGACUAUUUGAAAAUAUUAUUCAUAUCUCCAUAUUUCAAAUCUGAUAUAAACGAGACUUACAAUCAAUAUACAAGUAAUUUUCUAACUGCAUUAGAAAUGACCCAGUUUGAUGCUGUUUUAUUAUCAAAUCAAAGUUUAAAAAAACUGAUGAAUCUAGAACACCAAAAUCCAUUAAAUCAAGUUUAUUGGAAAAGAAUAAUUAUAGAUGAAGGUCAUUCCAUGAAUUCUAAGACUUCCAAAAUUGCUCAAUUAAGUAAAUCAUUAUAUGCUGAAAGAAAAUGGGCAGUUACAGGUACUCCAACAUCAGGAUUAACAAGAUUAGAUAUGGAUGAAGAAAAUGAAGUACAAGGUAGUCAAAAACCGCUGAAGAAUAAAUAUAUGGUAAAGACUAAAUUUGAUGAAAAGGCAGAUUUAAUCAAAUUGGGAACUAUAUUUAGUAAUUUUUUAAAUAUUGAACCAUUUUCUUCACAGCCUAAAACUUGGUCAUCACAGAUAAUUAAGCCUUUAAUUGAUGAAGUCUAUGGAUCGACAAUAACACUAUCAAAUUUACUAAAUUCAAUAAUGGUUCGUCAUAAUUUGAAUGAAGUGGAAAAAGAUUUAAAACUACCUAAAUUACAUCAUGAGAUUGUUGUUUUAAAACCAUCAUAUCAAAAUUCGUUAUCUAUAAAUUUAUUCAAUGCUUUAUUGGCUGUGAAUGCAGUUACUUCAGAAAGAACAGAUAUUGAUUAUAUGUUUCAUCCAAAUAAUAGAUUACAAUUAAGACAAUUGAUCUCAAAUCUACAAAGAGCUACAUUUUAUUGGACUGGUUUUACAACUGAAGAAAUUAAAAGUUUGAUAAAUAUAUGUAACAAUUGUUUAAGUAAGAAGAAGUAUAGUGAUAAUGAUACUAGAUUAUUACAUGAAUCAAUUGAUGUUGCUCAAUUAGCUUUGGGGAAUAGACAAUGGAGAGUGUCCUCAAUGUUACAUGAGAUGAAUUAUUAUGUUGAUGGAUUACCUAAAAGUUUUGUUAAUCUGUUUGGAAUUGGUUCUUCAAAUGAUAUUGGAAUAUUUGGUGCUCCACAUUUAAAUGCCUUACAAGAAUUUCUUUACCGAAAUAGAUUUAUUGACUUUGAUGAUAAGGAGAAAGUUUCAAAUAAACUUGAGGAAUCAUCUAGCAAAUUUUGGGAUCGAUUUUGGAAAGAGAAUAAUGAUAAGAAACAUAAUGAAAAAUUUGGUAAACAAUCAAAUGAAAUAAGUGUUGAAAAUAGUAUGAAAAAUUCAGAUAUAUAUUCACCAAAAAGUAAGAAGAGGAACAAUAGUGUAUUAUCAAGGGAAGAAGUACAUAAAAUGAUAAAUUAUGGGAUUGAAUCAAUUGAUAAGAAGAAUACAUUUGACAUAAUCAAAAAAGCAAGAAUUUUAGGCACUGCAUCUUCUAAAUUAUCAUAUCUAUCAUCUAAACUAUUAGAUCAUCAACGUGACAAAAUUAAAUCAAUCGUGUUUUUUGAAUUUGAAGAUUCGGCAUAUUAUUUAUCCGAAUUACUUGAUGUUUUGGGUGUUAAUUAUUUAUUAUAUGCUACAUUUAUAAAUUCAACAGCAAGAGCUAAAAAUUUAUCUGAAUUUACAAAUUAUGUCAGUGAUGAAUUAGGUGGAAUUACGUUAAUUAUGGAUAUUAGAUUGGCUGCUCAUGGAUUGACUAUUGUAUCAGCAACAAGAGUUUAUUUUAUGUCACCAGUGUGGCAACAAUCGGUAGAAGCUCAAGCUAUAAAAAGAGCUCAUAGAAUUGGUCAAACAAAGGAAGUAUUUGUUGAAACUUUAUUAUUGGCAAACACAUUAGAGGAAGAAAUUUAUAAGAGAAGGGCAAAUCAGAAAGAAUCAAAUAGUGAAACUAACUUACAGAAAUAUGCAAUUGAUGAUUUAGGUAUUCAACAUUAUAUACUACAACAUAGUUUUUUAAAUUUGAAGAAUAUGGGUGAUUACGCACCUUUUGUAUCUACUAGUUCAAGUCAUAAUGAAAAGGAAACUGCAGAGCAGUUUAAUUUAUUAAGGCAUGAGAGUGUCCGUUUUGAGAAUAAUGGUAAAUCAUAUAAGGAAUGGAUUAUUUAUUUAUUUAAUAGAGAGAAUUUAGCAAAGUUUAAUAAUUUGAAAACUGACAAGUUGAGAGAUAAAGAAAACGAACAAGAAUUUGUUGAUAGUUUAACUACAGAUAGAAAACCGGAUGUUGAAUUAAUUGAAAAGAAGAGGAAAUCGACGUUUGCUAAUCAAUCUACUAAGAAGAAAGUAAGGUUUUGA